AUGUGCUGCCCUUGCGAUACGGUGGGGAAUGCGGUGGAGGCAGUGGAUGCGAGCGGAAGGGCUAACAUGCUGGAUUUGGAUGGUUUAUCGGUUUCGCACUCGGAAGAGGACAUGUUGGCGAGGGUGCAUGCGCAAUUGGGCGAAUCAAGGAUACGUACAUUGGCUGGAUUGAGAAGACGCACGAGCGAGCAAGCCUUUGCAGAAUCUACAAUGCAAUGCCGGUACUUCAGACGAGCCGAGGUGGAUCAUUCGAUUAUGCAAGGCCACCAACGUAAGCCUGUUGCCAGCAGCAAUCCCGUGUCAGACGGCAUGUGUGAGAAGACAACAUCAACAAUAAGGAACGACAAAGGUCCGUGA
Molecule: messenger RNA, 357 nt
Organism: Bipolaris zeicola 26-R-13
Lineage: Eukaryota; Fungi; Ascomycota; Dothideomycetes; Pleosporales; Pleosporaceae
Exons: 2
Coding region: 1-357 (118 amino acids)
Source: RefSeq, a predicted model, not a curated record